Molecule: messenger RNA, 1026 nt
Organism: Mesorhabditis belari
Lineage: Eukaryota; Metazoa; Nematoda; Chromadorea; Rhabditida; Rhabditidae
Source: the annotation of a GenBank genome assembly
AUGAUCACGAAACAAGACACGACAAUGUUGGCGACAUUUGUUGGCGGAGCAAUUGCCGCAUAUGAGAUAUAUCGAUAUUUCACGCGCACUCAGCCCAGUCAUCUCUCCGAUUGGGUGCCCGUCGGUCGGAUCAAAGAACUCUACAUCUAUCCACUCAAAUCGUGUCGCGGAAAAAAAGUAUUCUCUGUGUUUUGUGAUGAAAUGGGCGUACAACAUCAUGAAAAUCGUGAUCGAAUGUUUCUUGCUGUCGAUCAAACGGGACACUUUUUCACUGGUCGAGUAAAGGCACAAUUGCUUCUCGUUGAUGCAACUGUUGAAGAUGGGAAACUUUAUUUGAGCUAUAAAGAGAAAAAGCUUGAAGUGGAUUUGAAUGAAGUAUAUCAACAGAGAAAAGUGAUACAAGCAACCCUUCACGAGAAUUUCCGUCAAGAUGGACUCGAUUGUGGAGACGAGGCGGCAAAGUUUAUGAGUGAAGUCUUAGAGACUGAAUCAAGAUUGGUCGUUUUCACGCCGGGUCUUUACACAGCGCGCACGUGUCGUCCGAGGAAAGAAUGGUGGAGAAAUCCCGUCCCUGUUAGAGCUGAUGAUUCUUAUUUCGUGGAUUUGGCUCCAUACAUGAUCACCACUCAAGAGUCAAUCAAUGAGCUCAAUCAACAGCUAAAAAGAGAAGAGAAUCCGAUUGACAACGUGCAAUUCCGUGGGAAUAUCGUGAUCGAGAAGUGUCAAUCAGCUUGGGAUGAAGAUACGUGGGGAGAGCUGAGAUUCGGAGAUCAUCCGAAAGCGACAACACUCGAAUGCUUCAAACCGUGCACAAGGUGCAUUUUCACGACGAUCGAUCCAAAAACGGCGAUUCGAGACCCCGAGCAACAGCCGUUGAAAUGGUUAAAGGAAUACCGUAUGCCGGAGGGUGAUCUCCUUCAAGGCCUCGGCGCUCAUCCGAUCUUCGGAGUCAACGCCGGAGCCAAGAUUCCCGGCUACAUCCACGAAGGGCAAACCGUUUGGGCUCGUCUUAAACCGACGCCAUUU